Hypanus sabinus (Atlantic stingray) is the source of this 597-nucleotide messenger RNA. Its product is annotated as inter-alpha-trypsin inhibitor-like. Gene Ontology annotation, molecular function: serine-type endopeptidase inhibitor activity. The record is from RefSeq and is a predicted model, not a curated record. Gene Ontology annotation, cellular component: plasma membrane; cell surface. The transcript is spliced from 5 exons. Lineage: Eukaryota; Metazoa; Chordata; Chondrichthyes; Myliobatiformes; Dasyatidae. The coding region runs from base 14 to 556 and encodes 180 amino acids.
UCGGCUUGGUAGCAUGGACAACCACAGCACUAUCGUUCUGCUCUCCCUGAUCAUGCUGGUCGGCUGGUCGGUGGCAGGCACCGUCCCUUUGGGCACAAGAUUUCCCGAGGCUCGUUUGAAGAGAGCGUUGGGAGACCUGGAAGGGUCUGCUAUUGGAGACAUUGAGGAAAACGAAGAGUCUUGCCAACUUGAGCCCGAUGCUGGUCCGUGCUUCCGAAUUUCUCAUCGGUUCUUCUAUAACCAAACCUCGAUGGCCUGUGAACAAUUUAAUUAUAGUGGUUGUCUUGGAAACAAGAAUAACUUUAUAACGGAACGGGACUGUUUACAGACCUGCCGAACUGAAGCUGCUUGCAGGUUGCCCAUAGAAACUGGCUCUUGCAGAAAGAGCUCUGAUCUCUGGGCGUUUGACUCCAACAUUGGCAGGUGCAUCCGUUUCACGUACAGUGGGUGUGAAGGAAACGGGAACAAGUUCUACACGGAGAAGGAGUGUGUGGAGUACUGCGACCCCAUCCCAGAAGGGGAUGAUGAACCUCGGGCUGUUACAGCGCAGGCGUAGAUGGAAAUAAAAGUUUAAGGGCAACACAAGAAGUAAUUAUU